Molecule: messenger RNA, 1074 nt
Organism: Penicilliopsis zonata CBS 506.65
Lineage: Eukaryota; Fungi; Ascomycota; Eurotiomycetes; Eurotiales; Aspergillaceae
Exons: 5
Coding region: 1-744 (247 amino acids)
Biological process (GO): protein quality control for misfolded or incompletely synthesized proteins
Cellular component (GO): endopeptidase Clp complex
Molecular function (GO): serine-type endopeptidase activity; ATPase binding; ATP-dependent peptidase activity
Source: RefSeq, a predicted model, not a curated record
AUGGAUUUUGGUUCGUAUUUACCACGGCUCGCGCGACUCGGCCGCCAAAGACUGUUCCAAUCUCCCUUGUCACGGACAUUUACAAGCCGCACGCCACUGCAAUCGAUCACGAACCCCCCCCAUGGAUGGACACCAACGCCGUUUGUGACGGAAACAGUGGGAGGAGGUUGGCACACGUACGACAUCUUCUCUAGAUUAUUAAAGGAACGAAUUAUCUGUUUGAAUGGCCCCGUCGACGAUACCCUCUCCGCGACCAUCGUGGCCCAACUGCUCUUCCUGGAAGCAGACAACCCCCAGAAGCCGAUCCAUUUAUAUAUCAAUUCCCCGGGCGGGUCGGUCACAGCUGGCCUCGCCAUCUACGAUACAAUGACCUACAUCGCCUCGCCCGUCAGCACGAUCUGCGUCGGCCAAGCGGCCUCGAUGGGUUCACUGCUGCUCUGCGGCGGACACCCGGGCAAACGGUACUGCCUGCCUCACUCGUCGAUCAUGAUCCACCAGCCGUCCGGCGGCCACUUUGGCCAGGCGUCGGACAUUGCAAUCCACGCGAAGGAGAUCCUGCGCGUCCGCCACGAGCUGAACAAGAUCUACAAGCGCCACCUGACGGGGAAGAAGGAGCUCUCGCUCGAUGAGAUCGAGAAACUGAUGGAGCGCGACUACUUUAUGGGCGCUGGUGAGGCGCUGGAGUUGGGUCUUGUCGAUGAGAUUCUCGACCGCAGAGUCAAACCGGAUGAGAAGCUUAGUUGAACAUAAUUCAGACGCUAGUGAACAAUCUACGACUCGAGUAGAGGUUAUCUUAUUAUUUAAUUAUGUAGACAACUAUAAAUAGAUAAACUUAACAAACUUAGGUAGGUAACUAGGUAGAGUGGAUAGAAAGACAUGCAGAUCAGGCUACUCGACAUGUUCGACGGCUGCUUUAUCCCCCACUUCCAAAUCAUGUACCUCGAUUGACUUCUCCAGGGCUCUCCUCGUGUGGCCGAUAUCAAGGUGCGAGAUUCCCUGCGCGCGCAGGGUCUCCAGCUGACGCGCCUCUUCGAUCUCCGCGUCGCGUUCCUCUUGAGUCAUCUCGGGCCCGAC